CACCGCCUAUCACCAAACUGGUCUACCCCGCGCCUUCCGAGAGUCUGUUUCAUCGCGCGUCCCGACCGUGACACGUUGAAUCCGAGAUUUUCCUCCCUCCGACGAUAUCCACUCAGAGAACCGGGCGCUUGGAGCGUGUGUGAUUGAACAUGGGCAAGUCACAGUCGAAGCUCUCCCCCUCGCAGCUGGAGGAGCUCCAGAAAGCGACGCAUUUCGACAAGAAGGAACUGCAGCAAUGGUACAAAGGCUUCCUCAAGGACUGUCCAUCGGGGACCCUCACCAAGGAGGAGUUCCAGAAAAUCUACCGACAGUUCUUCCCGUUUGGUGACCCGUCGUCGUUUGCGAAUUAUGUGUUCCGGGUGUUCGACUCGGAUAACAGCGGGAUGAUUGACUUCAAGGAAUUCAUCUGUGCGCUGUCGGUCACGUCGCGGGGCAAGAUGGAGGACAAGCUGGACUGGGCCUUCCAACUGUAUGACAUUGACGGCGACGGCAAGAUCACAUAUGACGAAAUGCUGGCGAUCGUCGAGGCGAUCUACAAGAUGGUGGGCUCGAUGGUUAAACUGCCCGAGGAUGAAGAUACGCCGGAGAAGCGGGUGCGCAAGAUCUUCCGCAUGAUGGACAAGGACGAGAACGGCAGCCUGGACAUGGAGGAGUUCAAGGAGGGCAGCAAGCGGGACGAGACCAUUGUGAGCGCCCUGUCGCUGUACGAUGGACUGGUGUAGAUCGGCUCCAAAUCGACGACUACUGCCUGGGCACAGGCCAUGGUUGCUUCUUCGCAUCCCUGCGCGGACUUGGAUGUGACCCUCCCUCGGUGAAUUGGCGCUAACUGUUGAGCUUUUGCUUUUUCUCCUUUCGUCGUUGCUUGAUUGAUCUACUUGUCUUUUUCUUUUUUUACUAUUUUUCUUUUCUCUCUUUCUUUCUUUCUUUCUUCUGGCUGUGUCUUCAGGAUUCCCAUUACUGCUCGUAUCCCAAAAAGCGGCCAGCUCGGGACCCGCCGGGGUGCCUGGCAUUAGCGGAUACCGGGGGGGUCGGAUGUGCUGUGCUUAUCAGGAGGGAACUGAGUGGACGAGUGGCUGUUGAGGUGCCCUGAAUAUGUACAAAGAAUCAGGAGGGUCGGGUGCCUCGGCAGUGCAAUUUGACUGGCAAAUGGUGGCUACGAUGCGUGUAUCAUGUAUAU
Messenger RNA from Aspergillus sclerotioniger CBS 115572, 1177 nucleotides. Its product is annotated as EF-hand domain-containing protein. Gene Ontology annotation, cellular component: intracellular membrane-bounded organelle; membrane; cytosol. The coding region runs from base 150 to 722 and encodes 190 amino acids. Gene Ontology annotation, molecular function: calcium ion binding. The transcript has 4 exons. NCBI's taxonomy places the organism in Eukaryota, Fungi, Ascomycota, Eurotiomycetes, Eurotiales, Aspergillaceae. The record is from RefSeq and is a predicted model, not a curated record.